Messenger RNA from Uloborus diversus, 1766 nucleotides. Its product is annotated as SEC14-like protein 4. The record is from RefSeq and is a predicted model, not a curated record. Lineage: Eukaryota; Metazoa; Arthropoda; Arachnida; Araneae; Uloboridae. Gene Ontology annotation, cellular component: cytoplasm.
GAUAGCAAAAGGAAAUCACAUUGGACAUUUGCAGGAUAACGAAAGGAAGUUAUAUCAGACAUUUGCAGGAUAACGAAAGGAAGUCACAUUGGGCAUUUGCAGGAUAACGAAAGGAAGUCACAUCGAACAUUUGCAGGAUAACGAAAGGAAGUCACAUCGACCAUUUGCAAUAGUGAAACCUUUCAACAGAAAGAAAAAUGACUGUUACUUUAGAGUUAACUAGUAAAGAAGAUGAAGCUGUUGAAGAACUACGAAGACGACUGAAGAAUAAUGUUAAACCAGAAAUGUACGAAGAUAAAAUGCUUUUCUAUAGAUUUGCAAAAGCUCGUGAUUUUAAUGUUGAUAAUUCGGAAACCAUGUUAAAGAAGCAUUUGGAAUGGAGGAAGGAAUGGGGAAUCGAAAGCAUAUUGACCGAUUAUAAAAAAAAUGAGGUUUCAGAAAAAUACCUUCCAACGACCGUUCUUGGUUACGACAAAGAGGGUUGCAUAGCGAGGUACGUUGCUGUCGGAAGAGUAGACUCGAAAGGUAUGUGUAUGUCAGUGAAACUCCCUGAAUUUCAGAAAUAUGUAUUUUACCUAAUGGAACACGACUUAGAGCUUAUGGAAAAACAAAGUAAAAAGCUAGGGAAAAGAGUGGACAAAUGUUUUUACAUAUUUGAUUUUGAAGAGCUUUCAUUUGCACAAGCUACAGACAGAAAAUGUAUUGAAGCUUUCAUAUCAAUAUUACUUGCUUACCAAAAUAAUUAUCCAGAGAGGCUAAAAGCAGCAGUGGCUAUUAAUGCUUCCAUGUAUUUUUCUCUGGCAUUCGCAGUCAUCAAAGCUUUCCUAACAGGGACUGUUCUAGAGAAGGUAUUCAUUUUCGGUACCGAUGGGUGGAAACAGGAACUAUUAAAAUACGUCGACGCUGAAGAACUACCUGCUUUUCUCGGCGGGAAGAAAAACGGUGCAAAUGGAGAUCCCAUGUGCAAAUCAUUCAUCAAUUUUGGCGGGAAAAUUCCAGAGAAAUACUACAUGCACAGGAGCAAAAGAUCCCUCGCUAAUAUACCAGGAGUGAAAAAAGUUGUGUUGGGGAGAGCGUCUUUCCACGAAGAAAAAAUCGGAGUAAAGGAACCCGGAUCUUUCCUCGAAUGGGAAUUCGAAACCAAAACUCGAGACAUCGGCUUUGGCGUCUUCUUAGAAGAAAUCAUCGCAGGCGAAGAAAAAAUUACUGAGCUAAUUCCGAUUCAGAGAAUAGAUACAGACGAAUAUGCUGAGACGGGCAUGUACAAAUGCGAAAAGGCCGGAAAAUAUGUCAUGAUUUUCGACAACACCUACAGUUGGCUGAGGUCAAAAGAAAUAUACUUUAAAACUGCAGUUAUUAGUCCGAAAGAGCAGAACGAGAGGAGUUUAAAGUAAUAAUAGUGAGUUGGCUACGAAGAAAAGGUCGCUGUUCUUUAGACCAUUCGAAGGGGAGAACAUUGGAUCUCUUGUCCCUAGAGCAUUUGUUGUACAUAGACUUUUAUCUUGUAAAAUAUGAACUAUAUAAUUAUUUGCCUGCCAUCAUUUUAAUUUGUAUCAUUUUUAUAAAAGAUGAUUAUGUAAUAAUCACUGAAAUUUUUAUUUUGUUGACUCAUUUUUUUAUAAUUAAUACAGUAGACGGAUGUUUUUUAAUAAUUGCAACAGUCUUUUUUUUUGUCAGUAAUAUCAAGAGUAAAGAAGAGUGUUCAGCUACAAGAAUCUGUUGCUUUUGAUGGUUUAUUGAUCUUUUAUCUUUACUAAUAAUAAAGC